ACAGAUGCGUGGAUGUUUUGAUUACGUUGAAGAACCAUGUCAAAUUUUUGAUAAAUAAUUAAAAAAAUUAAAAUAAAUAAAUAAAUAAAUUAUGGAGAUAGCGAAAUCGUUGUUUAGUAAUCGACCCCACGACGGUUACGUGGGCAAAGAGGAUCAUGACAAAAAAAUUGAAUCAGAUGUUUUAGAAGAAUUCGAUAAUGAUACAAUUUUAUCCGAUAUUGUAGAAGGAUUAACGGUAACAGAUGGUUUAAUACCAAGUCCAGGUGGCCCAUUCAGUGCUUUAACACCAAGCAUGUGGCCACAAGAUAUUUUAGCGAAAUUGGGACAACCAGAAGAUCCAAAUUCACAACCUGACUAUCGAUUCGAUGAAUUUGGAUUUCGGGUUGAAGAAGAAGAUGGUCCCGAACAAAAUUCCAAUAAAUUAUUAGGCAUACCAUUUGUGGAGGAUCCACAACAUCGAUUACAAUGGGUGGCACAUCUAGAAUUUUCACAUAAUAAAGAAAUAUCAGAUUUAACAUGGGAAAAAGUGGAUGUACGUUUACCUCGAACCGAAAAAUUACGUUCAAUGGUUCGAGCUGGUAUACCAAAUUCAUUACGUCCACAAAUGUGGAUGCGAAUGUCAGGCGCAUUGGAGAAGAAACAAAAAUCGGAGAUUAGCUACAAAGAUGUUGUGAAGGCUUCCAGUAACGAUGCACUAAUGACCUCCAAACAAAUUGAGAAAGAUCUGCUCCGAACAAUGCCGACGAACGCAUGUUUUAGUCAUAUGAACAGUACAGGUGUGCCGAGACUUCGUCGUAUAUUACGUGGAAUUGCUUGGUUGUAUCCAGAUAUUGGAUACUGUCAGGGAAUGGGAAUGAUUGUGGGAUCUUUGUUGUUGAUGAUGGAGGAAGAUGAUGCUUUCUGGAUGAUGUGUACCAUUGUUGAAGAUCUUCUACCCGCCAGUUAUUAUAGUCCAACUUUAAUUGGUAUUCAAGCAGAUCAAAGAGUCUUACGUACGCUAAUAUUUAAUUAUUUACCGGAUGUGGAUGAAACAUUAAAAAAUCACGACAUUGAGCUAUCGUUGAUAACGUUACAUUGGUUUUUAACGUUAUUUGCUAGUGUGGUCCACAUGAAAAUUCUGUUACGAAUAUGGGAUUUAUUAUUUUUUGAGGGAUCAAUUGUAUUAUUUGAGAUAACGUUAGCAAUGUUAAAAUUAAAAGAACCCGAAUUAAAACAAUUAGAAAAUUCCGCCCAAAUAUUUAACGCGUUAUCCGAUAUACCUGGUGAUAUAGAUGAUAUUGAUAAAAUUUUAGAAGUAGCACAAAGUUUAGUAAAUUUUUUAAGCGAAGUAAUGAUAGAAACACAUCGUCGACGGCAUUUAGCAUACUUAAUGGCUGACCAAGGUACACUUGUGGGUAAUCCAGAAGCUGCACCGAAUCUUCCCAAGCAACAUUUAGCAAGACGACAAAUGAAAAAACAAAAAUCAAUGUUUCAAAUGUUAUUUUUCGGAGAUGAGGGCACUGAAGACGACAUUAAAUGUAAAAAUGUUAAGCAAACUGAAAUUUUGGUUGAUUUACGUGAAGCCAUUUUACAGGUGGCAAGACAUUUUAUGGCGGCCGAACCAAAAUUACAAAUAUCCUUAAUUGCCGAUUAUUCAAUGGAAAGUCAUACAGCUGACCAUGACAAUUAUGUGAAUGUAUCACGAAGCCGUAAACGGCGUGCAAAAGCUUUAUUAGAUUUUGAGCGACAUGAUGAUGACGAAUUAGGUUUCCGAAAAAAUGAUAUCAUUACGAUCAUCAGUCAAAAGGACGAACAUUGUUGGAUUGGGGAACUAAACGGUCUAAGAGGUUGGUUCCCUGCAAAAUUUGUUGAAUUGCUCGAUGAACGAAGUAAACAAUAUACAUGCGCUGGUGAUGAUAGUAUCUCGGAAACUGUUACCGAUUUGGUACGUGGUGCGCUUUGUUCAGCAAUAAAACAAGCUUUGGAGCAUGGAAUGAAACGACCGUCAUUUUUAGGUGGACCAUGUCAUCCAUGGCUAUUUAUCGAAGAAGCUGCCACAAAAGAAGUUGAACGUGAUUUUAAUUCAGUGUAUAGUAGAUUAGUUCUUUGUAAAACGUAUAGACUGGACGAAGAUGGUAAAGUUUUAACUCCUGAAGAGUUACUAUAUCGAUGUGUACAAGCAAUAAAUCACUCUCAUGACAAUGCACAUGCGCAAAUGGAUGUUAAAUUACGUAGUUUAAUUUGUUUAGGUUUAAAUGAGCAAGUGUUACAUUUGUGGAUGGAAGUUUUAUGUUCAUGUGUGGAAGUUGUACAAAAAUGGUAUUAUCCAUGGUCGUUUGUAAAUAGCCCAGGAUGGGUUCAAAUUAAAUGUGAAUUACGAAUAUUAUCCCAAUUAUCAUUCAAUUUGAAUCCAGAUUGGGAAAUUCCAGUCAAAAAGGACAUAAACAGCCAACCCUUAAAGGAUGGUGUACGUGAUAUGCUAGUGAAACAUCAUCUAUUCAGUUGGGAUCUUUGAAUUGUUUCGGGUACAACCAUACAAUUGAUGGGGUAGUAAAAUCCUACCUUGUUUUCACCACCGAAAUAAUUAUCUAUAAAAAUAUAGUAGUCUCGCUGCCAUUCCUAUAAUUCUUCCAUGAAACUUUUUAUUUUUUAUUUAAAAAAAUGUUUUAAUAUUUUAAACGAAACAUCUCGAAAUCUGUUCGAAAAAUAUUAAACCGAUUAGUAUUCGAUUAAAUUUCGGCAAAAAAGUUUUAUUAGUAGAAAAAUCAGUGAUCAUUCGUCCAAAAUAUUAUUUAAUACAAGACUGGACUUUGAUUUUUGGCGAACAUUUAAUCCAAUACUUUUUAUUAAAAUAUUCGAUAACUCGAUCUUGAUCUCCAAACAAUAAGAUAAAAAUUUUUCAUCAAAGCUGCGGUCAUACGAUGUUUCCAUUUCAACGCACGUUUGCUAAUACGUGCGUUGAAAUUGACGUUCGAGUAGACAGCUGAAUUUAACACAAUGCAUUGCAAGGUUAAAUAUGUAAACACGGGGCUGUUUGCAAGAACGGGGAGAAGGGACAUUUUAUAAGAUUGAGAUUCAGAUAUACGUAAUAUUUUAAAUCAAUAAAUUCUUAUGACUUUAAAUUAGUAAUAGAUGGAGGUAAUGAGCCUAAUGAUUUUACCAAAUAAAACGUAUUUUAAGGAAAAUCAUCUGAAUUGAUAGAUCAUUUAUCGAAUAUUUUAAAGGAGAAACUACUUUAAUGAAAUAAAAGGGGAAAUUCGAUUUUUUUUUUUUAACUA
Molecule: messenger RNA, 3257 nt
Organism: Chrysoperla carnea
Lineage: Eukaryota; Metazoa; Arthropoda; Insecta; Neuroptera; Chrysopidae
Product: small G protein signaling modulator 3 homolog
Exons: 11
Coding region: 92-2494 (800 amino acids)
Molecular function (GO): protein binding
Source: RefSeq, a predicted model, not a curated record